Bolinopsis microptera is the source of this 2011-nucleotide messenger RNA. Its product is annotated as marginal zone B- and B1-cell-specific protein-like. Gene Ontology annotation, biological process: regulation of B cell proliferation. Bases 19 to 693 code for a protein of 224 amino acids. NCBI's taxonomy places the organism in Eukaryota, Metazoa, Ctenophora, Tentaculata, Lobata, Bolinopsidae. Gene Ontology annotation, cellular component: extracellular region; endoplasmic reticulum chaperone complex. The transcript is spliced from 7 exons. The record is from RefSeq and is a predicted model, not a curated record.
UUCCCUUGUUUUAGCACAAUGUUGAAAUACUUACUGUUAUCUCUCCUCCUCAUCACGUACGUGAUGUCGGAUGACGAUGUUAUCAAUGACAAGGAUGACGACCCUAAUGACGAGGUUGUUACUGAUGAGGAAAUGGAAGAUGACGAGCCUGCUUCUCCUAAGAAGGGUGGCGAAAAUCUCAUGACUUUUUCUCAACCCGUGCUGACAGAUGAGGAACAAAAGUCUCAUCAUUUCCCGGAGAGAUACAGAUGUGAAGCUUGUCAGAUUGUUGUUCAUAAUUUGGGUACAGCUUUUAAGAAAGCAGAAUCAAAGAUCCCAAAGAAAAAGAAGAAGCGUACACUAGGAGAUGUUGAUAUUCUUGAUAUUGUGGAGGAUCUUUGUACAAAAGAUAAAUUUGAUGGAUACUCAAUCCAAGAGUUUGGCGGCACAGUGACAUUUAAGGGACCAGCAUUCCCAUCUCGAACAGCUUCUGGUAUGAGCAUGGGAGGUGGAUUGUGGCCGCAUCGAUAUGUGAACUACUGUGGCGGUCUAUUCGAAGAUGUUGAUGAAGACGAGGCAUACCAGUUCUACAGGUCCGGCAGCUUGUUCGCCGACCUGUGUUUGCAGAACCACUGCAAGGGAGAGCUCUCGGAAACUCCCGAGCCUGUUGAUAUAAAACCUGCCGAUUUUAUCUCCUCUAAGGACGAACUUUAAAUCAUUGCUAUCUUAGUUUUUAAUACCAGAACAUUUUACUUUAUUCAGUAUACCUAGUUGGCAGAUAAAUAUUUCCUCGCUGUUUUACCGCUGAUAUGAUUUCGUUUAAAUUAUUGUCAUUGCGACAAAAAGUUUAAAGGUUUAGAUAUGAAUUGUAAAUUUAUUUAUUGUACAUUGGUGUUCUGUGCAGAGUUAUGUGUUUUGAAUUUUGAUAGCACUUUUUAUGACCUGGCGUAGACAUCAGUUAGAACUUAGGUUCUUUAUAUUACGUGCGUAGAUCCGUAUCGGUUUCUAGUUUCUUUGAUAAUUUGUUUCCCCAACGUUUUCGGUUCAUGAUGUUUUUCUUAGUUAUAUUUCAAUAAGUUAGCUGACAUAGGUGUAUAUUUUCUACUCUACCAAAACCCCAAAUCCUGAUAUCAGUGCUAUUGUGAUGUCUCAAAUUCAAAUAACUGGCAAAUAUUAAUAUUUGGACACUCAAUGACCAUCAAUUUCCAAUUGGUAACCAAUCAGAACCUUAGCGAAAUGUUAAGAAGUGUCGUUAUCAUCAUAGUUAUCCUAAACUCUGCUAUCUCCGAUGAAGACGACGUGAUAAAUGACGAAGACAUUGCAGACCAAACAUACGACGCCCAACUAGAACCACAAUUUGUGGAGGUAGUAAAGGAGGUCCCCCCACAGCAAAAAGUUUUUGACAAGUUCAUUGAUCUUCCCAAACUUACAGAAGAGGAGUUGAGCAUGAACAACCGUAUCCCGUCCGACCGUUUUAAGUGCGAUAUCUGUCACAUUAUAGUUUUCAACCUUGGAACUGGGUUUAAAGCGGAGGAAUCAAAGCUACCCCAGAGAUAUAAGAGUAAAGGAAUUGAUGCCGUUACCGUCAUUGAUAUUGUUGAAGAUGUUUGUGUCAUGGACAAGUUUUAUGGGCACUACUCAGUUUUUACGGUGGAGGAUGAGCCCAAGCUCUGUGGACCAGCUUUUCCUGAUAGAAAGGACUCGGUAUGUUGUAUAAACAUGGUCCAUGGCCGAAGAGAUAUCGCAGUUACUGCGGAGGGAUCCUCGAGGAUUAUGAAGAAGACGAGGUCUACAACCACUACCGUUCUGGGAAUCUGUUCACAGAGCUCUGUAUGAAAGGGGACUGUAAAGGGAAACUCUCUGAGAUCCCGGAAGCUGUAGAUUUUAAACCCUUUUCGAAGGACGAGUUGUAGAGCUUUGUUCACGAGAUUUAAGCUUCAGAAUCACAAUAAAUAUGGUUUCGUCAUGCUAGAUUUUCAUUCGAUUUUCAUUUAUACCGUUUAUAGUUUAUAUCGUUUCUAUUUUUAAUUUU